Hevea brasiliensis (rubber tree) is the source of this 2221-nucleotide messenger RNA. RefSeq names its product protein ACCELERATED CELL DEATH 6. Gene Ontology annotation, molecular function: protein binding. The record is from RefSeq and is a predicted model, not a curated record. NCBI's taxonomy places the organism in Eukaryota, Viridiplantae, Streptophyta, Magnoliopsida, Malpighiales, Euphorbiaceae.
UUAGGAUUUUCAGAAUAGCUGUGUCUUGGGAAAAAAAAAAAAAAAACUACGGAAGCUGAAAACUACAAAACCAGACGCCAAUGGAUCAAAGCCAAUUCCCAGUUUCCAGUGACAAUGAUUCAAAUAAGCAAUCCCAAGCGAUUGAAGAGGAGAGAGAAAGACGGUACUACUUGCCACUGUAUAAAGCAGCUCUGAGAGGUGAUUGGGAAGCUGCAAGUAGAAUUUUUUGUGAUGAUCCUGGUGCAGUAACUGCUAAGAUUUCAGGCAUUGGAGAGAUUACUCUUCAUGUUGCAAUUGGCAAAGGUCGCUCUUCCAUAAGAUUCAUACAGAAGCUUGUAGAAUUAAUGCCAGCGGAUUUCUUAGUAGCGGCAAAUAAUGAUGGUGAAACACCUCUUCAUUAUGCUGCUAUUGCAGGAAAUGUUCAAGCAAUAAGGAUCUUGGUGACAAAGAAUCGAGCGGUGCUGGAUAUAGAAAACAGAUAUGGCAGUCUCCCACUUCAUUAUGCUGCCCAAUUUUGCCAAAAGGAAGCAGUUUCCUAUCUUUUGUCAGUGACAGAUCUAAGUGAAUUCUCAGGCAUACAUGGCGUCAGACUUGUCAAUCUUUUAAUAAUUGCUGAUUUCUAUGAUAUGGCCCUUGAUGUACUACGGAGAUAUCCCAAAUUAGCUAUUGAAAGAGAUUGAAGGACAACUGCCUUGGCGACGUUGGCAAAUAAGCCUCAUGCAUUUCCAAGUGGAAGCAACCUUGGGUUUUGUGAUCGCUUGUUGUAUCGAUUUGCUUCGGUACAUUCAGAUGGUGUCCCUCGAGGUGGAGAUUUGGAAAGUAUAGCUGACAGUUUAAAAGAAUACCAAAAAGAAUCAAAGAAAUUUGGGUUUCUACACAACAUAAAGAAUACAAAGUUGAAGCACAUUCUAGCAUUAGAGCUACUCAGACUCUUGAUUACGGAAGCUUUAGACGCAAGACCCUCAGAAACUCGCAUGCUACUGAAAAAUCCAGUACACACUUCUGCUACAUUGGGGAUUUAUGAAGUGGUUGUAGAGAUUAUAAAGGCCUACCCUGAAUCAGUUUGGGUUGUUGAUGAUGAUGGAAGGAACAUUUUUCAUUUGGCAAUAAUUCACCGCCAUAAGUUUAUUUUCUCUCUCCUAAAUGGACUGAGUCCGCAAAAUAAGCAUCAUCUUGUUACCUCGUCAACAGAUAGUUACGGCGAAAACAUGUUACAUUUAGCUGCGAGGUUGCAACCAUCAGAUGAGAUCCGGGGCACUCCAUCAGACAAGAACUCUGGUGCUGCUCUGAAAAUGCAUUCGGAUAUGCAAUGGUUUAAGGAUGUAGAAAAGAUUGUCCAAACAUUAUACCGAGAAAUGAGAAACCGUAAAGGGUAUACUCCGAGAAUGAAAUUUUACGAGGAACAUGAGUAUCUUGCCGAGCAUGCAGAUAGAUGGAUGAAAACUAUAACUUCAACAUGCAUGGUCGUACCAACACUUGUCAUCACAGUUGCUUUUGCGGCUGCUUUUACUGUGCCAGGGGGCAAUACCCAGGAUCAAGGAAUCCCGAUCUAUUUAAAUCAAAUUUCAUUUAUGAUUUUUGCAGUAUCAGACGCUCUGGCAUUCUUCUCUUCAUGCACUUCAUUGCUAAUGUUUAUAUGCAUAUUCAAUUCAGACUAUUCAGAAGAAAAUGCUGUCAGAUCUUUCAAAUUGUUCACCUUCGGUUUUAUCGCUCUAUUCUUUUCAAUAGCAACUAUGUUUGCAGCGUUUGGUGCUUCCCUUCACAUUGUCCUUUCUCAAAAAGUGGAAUGGAUUGCAGCUCCCAUUAGCUUACUAUCCUGUGUACCAGCGGCCUUAUUCGCAUAUUUCCAGUUUCCUCAGUGGUUCAGUGUAGCCUAUUCAGCAUUUAAACCUAGCAUUAUACCUCAACAUACUGAGGAAAUCAUCUUUUAGUCACAGAAAUUCUGUGAAUGAUGUCCCCACUAAGCUAAUUUUCAUCUUCAAUUUCUUUUGUAUGUCUUAUCAAUAUUUAUGCAACAUUAAUGUUCCCUUUGCAUUUGUGUGCGGUUUGUAACGUUGUUUAUUUAUUUGUAUGGUAUGUAUUUGUGGCUGUAUUAUCUUCUAUAUGAAGACUAGCUAAUAAACAUUAGCUACAUUCCUAUGUGAUGCCUUCUUCAUGUUUGUAUUUAUUAAAAUUUGAUUUUUCAAGUUUUUACCAAGAACUCAGUUUAAGUUCUAAUUAA